AUGUCAAAAAAUUCUCAGACAAAUGAAUCAGAGAAUAAUGAUAAAUCUAACGGUAAACAAUCAAAAAGACAUGUGAAUUAUUUAUGUGGAUCUGAUGGAAAACUGAUUGUUACAACUGCUGCUGCACCAGAUUACGAUAGAACUAAUUAUUCAGAUUAUGGAUCUCCAAGAAGUACGGAUGCCACAUCUAAGCCUAUUGUUGUCAUAAGGGAAUUCGAACCAAAUUAUAAUCAAUCAGAAUCAAGUUCACCUAAAACAACUGCAGAAAAGUGUAUAUUCACAACGAAUGUAACACUACCAACAACCACUGUGACUAGUUUUGUGAACAGUAACUCACCUACGACUAGUUCAACUAUCCUUUCUUCUUCAACUGCAAAUACUAUCAUAACAUAUAAAAGUGAUAAACAGUGUUCUGAGAAUAGUAUUCGUUUAAUUCAACCAAAUGUAUAUCAAAGACAAUUUGAUUCAUCAGUAUCAGAAUCAUAUGAUUCUUCUUCGUGUACAUGUGAUUCAUCAUCGUAUACUAAUUCAUCAGCUACUUCAACAAUGAAUUCAUCUGCAAGUAUUUCUAGUAAAACAACGAAUUCUAGUAUUUCAGAUCCUUUGAUUAUUAUUCCAAAUUAUCCAUCAUCUUCAUUGAAUGUUGAUCAUAAAAGUAAUCAAAGUAGUACAGAUGUCUUUCUUUUAUCUCCCAGACCUUUCAUAAAAAAUAAUAAUUUCAAUCAAUAUUCAAGUAAUUAUUUUGCUCCAUCAGUAUCUACUACGACAACCACCACCACCACAACAACAACAACAACAAGUUCUACUAACACUACAACAAAAAACAAUAACAGUAAUAAUUAUGGUACUAUUAUACGCUCUGUUCUCGGUUAUAAUGGCAAUCAUAAAGUUAAUAAUAGUACUAAUGGUAAGAAUAAUCAAACAAAUCGAACAAGUGGACAUCAUAUAUCAAUUAUAACAUCAUCAAUACGAGAUGAUCAUAGUAUUUUGAAGAAAUCCAGUGAUUCAAUUAUUAUUGCUUCACCAUCUUCUCAAAGAAAUAAUAAUUUACCAAAAAUUCAGUUUACUUCUAAUUCAUAUCCACCACAUCAUGUUCAUUAUGAUAUUGAUAAUAAUAACAUUAUUAGACAAGAGGUUGAUGAAGAUGAAAUAACAAUUAAUAAUGAUAAUAUUUUGCAUGUAUACAAUAAUAAAUUAAAUAAUACUACAGUUAUUGUCACUGCUUCACCGUAUAAUAACACUAGUAAUAUAGAUAAAACGACAAAACUAUAUGACAGCAGUAUUAGUAGUAAUAAUGGUAGUAGUGCUAGCAGUUAUACUGAUAUCUUUCAUUGUGAUUUACGUGAACAAACUAACAACUACUUACAGAUCAAUAAUGAUGAUGAUUUCAGUACUAAAAUUUCUAAUAAUUUCAAAAAUAAUUUUGAAAAUAAAAUAUAUGAACAGAAGAAUACUUCUACUGAUAUUCGAGGAGAUUAUCAUCAAGACAGUGAUGUAUCGAUUAGUGAUGUCAUACCUUAUUCACCGUCAGUUAAAACACUGAAGCGUUUCAUCUUGUCAAGAAGUCCAGCAUCAAGUCCAUCGAUUACUACACCAGCUAUUACCUCACCUUUAUCUAUGAUUAAUUAUAGUAUGAAUGAAAAAAUUACCUCUCCUAAACUUAUUCAUCCAACAAAUUCAAGUUUAUCUAGAAGUCGUUUUAGUAGAAUCAGUUUAUUGACUAAUAAUCAUAAAAUAAAACAGCAAGAUCAUGAUUUUUUAACAUCAUUCUGUUUGCCAACUAUGUCACCUACGGAUGAAGUAUGUCGAUCUACGACAUCAUCUUUGCCCUAUAGUCAAUUAGCAACAAAUUUUUCUAGACAAAAUGAAACACAACAAAUACAACAGAUUACACCUUUUUCAAGUUAUCAGCAACAGCAAAGAACAACACCUAGUAGUAGUUAUUUCAUACAAGAUAAUUCAACCUCAAAAGUCAGACAGAUUUCAAUUGAUGAAGAUGAUGGAGGUACGGGUCACUGGAAUUCACUGCUUCAUAAAACUGCUCCUGCUCCUUUAAUACUUCCUAAACCUGGAUUUUGGACACCAGAUAUCAAAAGUUCCCGUAAAACUCUAAACAUGUGUGAAGAUGAUCCAAGAACUAAAGUUUGCAGAUGGUUUGAAAGAUAUGAAGCUGCACGUCUACUUGUUGACUUCGGAUUACCAAUUACUGGAUUCAGUCCGAAUUUAUCUUCAUUAGCAUUUUCACAAGUACCUGAUUGGUUUCAUGGAAUACUUUCUAGAGAACAAGCUGAACGUUUAUUAACUAGAGCAGAUAGAAAUGGUAGCUUUCUGUUACACUUGAGUGAAUCAUUUCCAGGCUAUGUGAUCAGUUUAUUUACUUCAUCGUAUUGUGAUCAUUUCUUAAUAUCCGUUAUAGCAGUUCAUCAAAUGAAUACUGAUAUACAACAAUCUAAUCGUAGUUUAACUAAAAGUACUUAUCAAUUAUUUGGAGUUGCCAAUCCAGAACAAUUUACUGAUUUAAGAGAUCUAGUGAAAUAUUAUUCUGUACAUAGUUUAAGUCAAAUGAAUAGUCAACAAUUAUUACUAUAUGCUGUUGGACAAGAGAAUCCUGCACUACCUGAUUAUCUGGAUAUAUUUUAUUCUAGGCCUGAUUCAUAUAAUUCAACUAGAUUUUAG
This is a messenger RNA of Heterobilharzia americana, 2676 nucleotides long. Lineage: Eukaryota; Metazoa; Platyhelminthes; Trematoda; Strigeidida; Schistosomatidae. The record is from the annotation of a GenBank genome assembly.